AUGGAUGGAUGUGAUAUGACCAAUCUCCCCUGUGGCCUCACAGCUGCAGGUCCUGAGUGUGAGCAUGGACCACCUGAUCUUUGUCUGCCUCAAAGUGAGGAAAACGUCUCACUACAGUUGCUUGAAUUCAAAGCGCACCUACUUGAACUGAUAGAGGAGCUGCACAUUCGAAGGGAUGCAGAAGAACGUUUUGAAGAACAGAGAAAUAAGAUUGUGCUGGAGAAGCAGGAGUUGGAAUGGGAAAAGAAAUCUUUACAACAUCAAAUAGAAUCAGAGAAAAAUCACUAUGCAGAAUCACUCUCUAAAGCCAACAAACAGAACAAAUACCAGGUGAACUCCGAGCAGAAAGACAAAGACAUCCAAAACUUAAAGGAGGAGCUGAAGUCUUUGCAGUUAACUAAGUACAACUUGGAGAAGAAAUCAAGUGAACUGGAACAGAAACUCACCUUGCAGAGUCGAUCAAAAGAUAGUCGCCUGAACCAACUUUCAGAUGUGGAGAAAAGAUUUAGUGCUUUGUCAAGGCAGUGUUCUAUGGUGAAACAGGCACAUGGAAAACUUGAACAAAAUGUUGAUGAAGCAAUGAAGCUCAAUAAAAAGCUUAUUUCCACCAAUGAAACACAACUGGUCACGAUUGCCUCUCUUAACAAGGAAGUAGAAGAACUUAGAAGUAAGUUGGUAAAGACCAAGAUGACCUCUGUCAUUUCUGAAAAACGGACUGAUCACCCUUCAAUAAAAGAGCAAACUGUAAAUCAACUCCAGCUUCGGCUCAACAUGGAAUGUGAGAUGAACAGGAAAUAUAAGAAUGAAAACAAAGUUCUGCAAGCAGAAAAACAGGAGGUGUUGACAUCUUUGCAGAUUGCUCAUCAGCUUUUGUCCAAACAGACUCAGACAAUGAGCCGACUGGAGCUGGAUUUAGAGGCCCAAAGAAAGCAGUACCAGAGCCUUGAGCAAGAUCACAAGGCAAUGCGAGAGAAAGAGAAAACAGCGGAAGACCAGAUUAAACAACUAAUGGAGGAGUGCACUGUUUCUAAAAGCAGCUGGGACAAAGAGAAAGCGGAUUUUUUAGAGCAAAUGAAGAAAGAGAAACAAGAACUCACAUCAGUCAAAGAGGCCUUCGAGGAGCUUCGCCAGAAUCACACAGAGCUCUCAUCAAAGGCUGAAGAGCAGGCACAGCUGAUCAGUGAACUCACUAUUAAUGUGAAAGAACUGGACCUUGUUAUCCCAUCCAACAAUACUCAAGAUGGCAUUGACAGUGUAUCAAAGAUUGAUGUGUCCGGAGGGCAUGCAAGACGAGCACAGAGUUCCUCUGCUAGCUCUGGCACGUCGGCUCACAGCGUUCUUUUAACUUCAUCCCAAAUGUCUUCUACUAGCGAUUAUCUCAGUAGUUCUUCCAGCACAAUUUCCAUAUGCCACAAAGGAAAAUACAGCAAAGUUCCCUUGACGAUUACAAGAGCAGCAGACUUGUUGAGCUGCGGCACAACUGCUACUUCUUCUGGAAGUCAUCUGCAGACCGAGUGCAGGGCUCUCGGAGAAGCUCACAUGGACACAACAGCACAAAUGGACAGCAGAGGCUCACCAUCUGACGCCGCCUCAUUAGUGUCUGCUUCCUCGUCCGCACUCAGCAGACCACAGACAAAGAGGACCCUCUCCCCUGAUGCCCGUGGAACCCCGGAGUCUGAGUGGGGUCCCGGCUGCUCACAGGACACCGAAGAGCAGCAGUCCUCCUUCAGGACACAGAUCUCCAAAAUCGAACAGUUUCUGAACACAGAGAGACUGCGACUCCCAAAGAGAAGGAAGACAGAUAACUGA
This is a messenger RNA of Knipowitschia caucasica, 1809 nucleotides long. NCBI's taxonomy places the organism in Eukaryota, Metazoa, Chordata, Actinopteri, Gobiiformes, Gobiidae. The record is from the annotation of a GenBank genome assembly.